AUGGUUGAUAAGCUGACUCCAGACCAAAUUGAUCAAUGCCGAAGGCUAUUCGAUAUUUUCGACAUCAAUAAAGAUAGAAGCAUAUCCGCAAAAGAAGUAGGAAAAGUAAUGAGGUCUUUAAAUUUGAACCCUUCAAACGCUGAAGUAGACGCUAUGAUCCGUCGAGCUGAUUCUAGAGGAACUGGCAGGAUUGAAUUUAAUGAGUUCUUGCAUAUGUAUGCUGAAAAAAUAAGGGAGCCUAUUACUAGAGAAGAUGUGAUCAGAUAUUUCCAAAUGUUCGAUAGAAAUGGUGAUGGGAGAAUUGACCCAAAAGAAUUCAAACAAGUGAUGACGACCAUGGGAGAACCGUUAACUAACGACGAAAUUGAUUUUAUUAUUUCAGAAGCUGAUAAAGAUCUCAAUGGGUAUAUCGAUUACAAAGAAUUCUCUGAAAUGCUUUUAGAAAAAAUUAUUUAA
Messenger RNA from Blepharisma stoltei, 456 nucleotides. The record is from the annotation of a GenBank genome assembly. Lineage: Eukaryota; Ciliophora; Heterotrichea; Heterotrichida; Blepharismidae.